AUGUUUAAAGAAAGACAAUAUAUUUUCUUGUUUUAUUAGGAAAAAUCGAAUUACCUCCUAUUUGUUAUAUUACUUUUUCAGUCAAAAAAAUAUUAUCUGUGUGAUGUGCGAAAUGCAAAGUGCUCGACGAUCUUACAUUUUAAGGAAAACACGGAAGUAAUAAACAAAGAGGUAAACUUAGCAAAAGUUUGUCGUUUCUAUCGUUAGGCCUAGCACAAUAAUGGAUAGAUUCUAGUUCUUGUUACGGUCAACAAGGGAACUGAAUCAGAUUUCUUUCACACAGCUACCAGAUCUAGUUAUUAUGUCGGUGUCAACAAUAAAUGUUGGACAUCUUUUAACAUUGGGUUACUAAGAACUUGUCUACGAAACGGACUCAGGCUGGUCUGAAGGCCUGCCAAGGAAAGCAUAAUGGAUGAGCAGGAAGAUGAUAACGUGUACAGUGUCCCCCCAGUCCGGUCAAGAGAUGACGUUGUACCACCAUUGCAAAUAGUACCUCAGGAGGAAUGUGAAAGGAGCCCUCCCCCUGUACUAUUACCAAAACGGGGCAAUAAUUCUGUCCGAGUAAAGUCGAUCGUCUUAGACCCUCAGACUACCGGCUUAAUGCCACGCCCUGCGCCGCGGAUGUCCAGUAGAAAGGCCAGUGUUGAUUCAUCUCUGUCUGACUCCACGGAAGGUGGUGCUACCCCAGAAUUGAAGUCAACUUCUAAUACUUUUUUCUCUAAGAGUCUGGACGUUGCUGCGUCUCCCCUUGAUGAUGUAUUCAGUAGUCCAACUCUGGGAGCUGAAGCAAAGUUUGCUACACCAGUUCCCCAACAAAGACGGAGUAGCAGAGGAAGUUUGGUCAAAGAUUCCCCAGCAGAAGUUGUGUCUGCGGCCAGUGUGUCCACAUCUAGCGCUCCCUCAGCAGGCCCCAUGUCUCCUCCGUCUGCAUCGGUGAAGUCGCCACCCAUCGCUGCUCCAAGGCCAGUGCCCCGUCCAAGAACCAAAGUGUCAUCGUCUAAUUUACACAAAAAUGUUUUGGAGACUAUAAGUUCAGAUAAUCUUAGUUCAUCUUUACCAGACAGCGUCGGUGGUGUCGGCAAAAGUGCCAGUGACAAUACUCUGCAGUCCAGUCAGUCCUUCAACAACCAUCCGCAGCCCAGGACAAUCAGACAAAACUCCAAUAAGUCUUGGGACACGAGGUACUCUCUCCCACCAGAUCCAGAUAGUAUUGAGUCUAUGUUGGACGAGGAAAUACAGAAAAAGUACGGAGCACUGACAAACAUGGAGCCUCUUGCAAAUCAAGAAGCGGAAAAUGGCAGUGAUAAUGAAGAGGGAGAUGUGUAUAUAAGUGCUGAUACAGUGCUCAAUUUAGCUCCAGCAAAUUCGAGACCACGUCCACCAAAACCACAUGGUGCUCCACCACCCCCACCAAAACCACAUGGCAUUUCUUCAGAGGCUCCUUCUUAUUUGCCCAUGGUAAGUAAACACCGUCCAGCAGGUGAAAAGCCGGCAGUAGCUCCCCAGCCACCACAGAGGGCCCAAGAAAGCCUGAAUGAGCUUAAUCUCUUUCAGAACUCAGAUUCAAAGUUCAAUAUUGGUUCAGACCUUUUAUCAGAAUCAAGCACCGAUGAAAUUAAUAAUGGUCAAGAUGAUGGCAGCCUGUUUCAGAAUCCUUCCACCCCAAGACCAUUUGAUCCUCAGCCCUUCAAGACAGCCCUGUCUAACAUACUGCCCAGUCAGGCUAGUGAUGAAAGUGAAGAUGCUGUUAAGUCUGUUGCUCAGGCUUUUGAUUUUCGCGAUAUUGAUCCACUAUGGGAGGAUAAAACGAAAGAUGAAAAGGCUGUGAUUAACACUUCAAAAACAGCAGUUGAAGAGCUAGGCUCAAUGAGCAAUGAGUUCCCUGUUGAUUGGGAUCAAGCCUUCAAGAACCCAGCUGAGACAGAUGAAACUAUCAUUGACACCCAAAAUACAUACGCUGAGCCCGAUGACCUUAGCUACCCUUACUCGAAACCCCACCGCAAGUCACCUCCCACACCUCCAAAGAAGCCACUGCCCAGCUCUGAGUCAUUUCACUACGAACCUCCCAUGGCCCCCCCUCCACCUUUUCCCAGAGAGCAGAACCGCAUCCCUGAACCGAGACCCCCACCGGUCCCUCCCCGGCCCACUGCAGCUGCUACUGCCGCAGGCACAAGUUCUCAUGGCUCACCCGCUAACCUCCCUCUGGAGAUUCCCACACACUCAGAAUCCGUGAGCUCCAACAUCUUCAAUGAACUCCCCACACCGGUCUUUUCUGGGGACCCCCUCAUGGACCCUUUCCAGGACUCGGGCUUCGGGGACGUCUGUCGCAACUUCAACCAGACGCAGCAGGAAACCACGCAGUCCAACCCCAAGCCCAUUCCACCAAUACCAAUACUCCCCGCGUCAUCGUCCCCAGUACCAAAACUCCCAGUGUCGUCGUCCCCAGCAGCUGAGCCAUGCCGAGAUACGACGUAUGAGUUCGCAGCGGCCCUGCCAACAGAGGAGUUUGGCCCAGAGAGGAUCAGCCGCUUUGUCAUCCCACCACCCGGUGCUGAGGCCCAAGCCUUUCGCGUUGCUGGCAAAGAGCUGAGCGACAGCACGGACAGCGAGUGUGUGGAGGAGCAGCCCGAGGGAGGGAUGGGAUGGAUCGGUCACGUGGGCCUGCCUAUUGUUGCUCCGGACAGCGUCAUCUCGAUACAAAGCCAACAAGGGCUGGAAAAAACGUUGGGUCGUCUUCAACGGUACCUCGCUGAGCUACUAUGUCAAUAACACAUCCCAGGUGUCCAAGCGUGUCAUUCCCGUGUCCUGCAUGACAGACGUUGAGAGCGACAUCAAGCAAAAUGACAAGAACAGUUUCAAGUUCAAAGUGGUGACCACGCUCAAGAACAGAGUGUUUGUCUUUUCUGCGGAGAACUUAGAGGACUGUUUGACAUGGGCCAGUGUCUUGAUGGCUGCCAUCACUGAGCACAAGAGGUCUGAGAUUAACGAGGGAACACAAGUGGAGCGACCAGACAGAGAGGGUUUCAUUAAGUUUGGCACUGGAGUGAAGCACUACGUUGCUAUCUGGGGUGCCAUGCUCAAGUAUUUCCACUCUUUUGAGGAUUUCCAAAUGAACUCUCCAGUCCAUGAAAUUGACAUGAAGGUUGCAUCUGUCAAGGUGCACGACAGGAAAAAAUUCAAACUUCAACUUCGGACACACUACAAGUUCUUUGACUUAACGUUUGAGAGCGACCGAGAGAUGCAGCAGUGGCGUAUGGCCAUGGAGGACGCCAUCGCCGAGGGGCUCGGGGACAACACGGUGGUGGAGAAAGUCUACCACAACCUCUCCAACAAACAGUGUGCUGACUGCAACGCUGACAAUCCGGAUUGGGCCUCCAUCAACCUGGGCAUCGUGCUGUGCAAGAACUGUGCAGGCAUCCACCGGAUGUUUGAUUACCGCGUCUCCAAGAUUCGGUCACUACGGAUGGACACUCGGGUCUGGACGCCUAGUCUCACUGAGCUCCUGAUCAUUGUUGGAAACGCCAACUCGAACACGUUCUGGGAGCACCGUCUUCCUCCUAACUUGAAGCUCAAGCCGACAGACACCAUGGACAAACGGAAAGAAAUCAUCACAGCGAAGUACCUCAAGAAGAAGUUCUGUGACCUACACCCUAUUGCCAGUAUGGGAGCCACGGCUCUGGGAGAGGAGUUGCUCAACACUGCGACCAGGGACAACGUUCUGGAGACUCUGAAGGUCCUUUUCUCUGGGGCUGACGUUGUCUCACGCAGAGACGGGCACGGGGAAACAGCGUAUGACCUUGCCAAGGAAAAUGGACACCGGCUCGUCAUGGAGCUCCUCUAUCAAAACGGUGGAGAUCCCCAGUCUCAAAGCGGCACAUCAGAUGAUGAGACAGACUACAGCUUUGUUUGGAACCGGCUGAGAGAGGACGUAAGACUGCAAGGUUUUCUGAACAAGACAGGACCCGUUGGAAGGACGUUUGAGAGGCGAUGGUGUGUUCUAGAACAUGGGGCUCUUACUUACUACCUCAAUGAAAAGAGUGUUACGUCAAAGGGGUCAGUAGACAGAAAAGAUAUGUACAUGAUACAAGAGGUUAUUACAGACAGAAUCGGCUACCAGUUUGACCUGAGCACCAGCAUCAGAGAGAACCGACUGUUCACCUUCUCCUCCGACUGCAAGGACGACGCCGGAGAGUGGGUCCGCACCAUCGCGAAGCUGAUGGCCCCAGUGGCUGUGAUGGAGCACGUUGGGAUGAUCGACAUCAAGUUUGCCGGCUACGCUCACAUGAAGGAGUCCCUGGUAGACGAGUGGCACGAGUCAUUCUUGGUGUUCAGUUGGAGAGGGCUCAACUUCAUGAACACAGACCUCAAGUUCGAUUACCUCGAUCUACGCAAAGCCAGCAGCAUCAAAAUGCAAGACUCUAGCAACGGUUUUCAGAAAAAAGGCCCGUGCUUUGUCAUUGGAACCACAAGAAGGUCCUUGUACAUCCAGGCUCCACUAACCAGAGACACAGAGAAGAUGUUUGUUGCCCUGCGUGAUGGAGUCACUGGCAGCGGCAGCACCCUCAACGACCAGGCUCUGACCCAGAACAACGUGCCGGUGAUCGUGGACAAGUGCCUGACCCACAUCUACAUGAUGGGGCUCGACGAGAAAGGAAUCUACCGCAACAGCGCGCAGCAGACCAGGAUACGGGCGCUGCUCGAUCAGUUCAAGAAAGAUGCGGGCUCAGUGACGCUGACAGACUACACAGUCCACGAGGUGGCCAACGGACUCAAGAGAUUCCUGCGCGAACUGGACGACUCUGUGUUUGAACGCAUCAACUACACGUCGUGGAUCAACAUGGCCGGCUGCAAGGAUGAGAAGAACCGUCUGGCCUGGUACAAAUACUACAUUGACAAAAUGCCUCUAGUCAACUACCACACACUCAAGAGAGUUCUCCUUCAUCUACUCACCGUGUCCCAGAGAGAAGGGGAGAACAUGAUGGGUAUCACCAACCUGGCAACGUGCUUCGCCCCUUCGCUGCUCAGGACGGAGAAUGACCAGCCCAACUUGAUGUCCGACAUCACCAGCAAAGAGAUUGCCAUCAUUGUGGACCUACUCCGUAACACAAACUACUUUUUCCAGAUUGAUGACGAGCAGCUGGCAAUCGAGGGGAAGAUCAACAAAGCCGCGGCCGAGAUAGAGGAGAUCAUGAAAGGGAAAAGACAGUCAAUGACUCCGUCCAUUCAGUCCACGCUGUGUGAGUUCUUCAUCCUCAGCCGAGAGGGACAGUCUAUCAAUAUACAGGUGACGGAGGAUAUGACUGCUGAAGGUGCUGUGAACUACGUGAAGAGAAAGAAUGCGAUCCCGGAGAUGGGCAAAUGUGUUCUGCAUGAGCUGCUAUUCAAGGGGGAUCUGGAGCGGCCUUUGUUCCCUGAGGACAAGCUGUUGGAGACUCUGAACUUGUGGGGGGAGUGGGAGGACUGGGUGAGGCAGGAUAACAGCUGCUGUCUGUGUGUGCGUGAUGAUGAGAUGCUGGAGAAACUUGACGCCAGUUACAGUGCAAGCACCAUGCUGUCGGCCCGCCUGCAGUACGCCGAGUGUAAGGCCAAGUCCAAGUUCAAGAAAUACCACGUGGAGUUCAAGCAGUACCGACUGGUCAUCUCCAGCAGUCCAAAGUCAAGUUCAGAGGUUGCCGGCUGGAACGUGGAGGAUAUCACCAUCUACAUCGGUCAUCAGCCAAAGAAGUCAACUCCCACAAGAUAUUGCAUCACUUUCCUCGUCAAGGGAGAGAAAACGAGAGACAAAGGCAAAGACGUCUUUGGUCACUGCCUGUGUUUCGAUUCGGAGGAGGAGUUGUACCGCUGGGCGGCCUGCCUCUAUGUGGCUCAGUAUCCCACCGGCUUAUUCUCCUGGAACAGGUAGCAACACUUAUCUCCCUUUGCCUAAUUCGUGGAUUCGUGUUUGUUUACCAUCAGCCAGGAUACACAGAGGGAAUCGUGAAGUGACUUGUGUGUUCCCCAACGUGAGAUUUCUUACUCUCACAAUUCACGGCAUGAGUGUAGAACAUAGAGAAAACUUAAAGGUUUUUUACAUUUUUCUAGUUUGAGUUGUGGUAGUGGUGCUGAUGUUUACAAAUGCUGUGUUUGUUCGGAGUACGAUUCUCCUUCUGUUUUUCUAGUGUGAAAAGAGGGAGAAAACUUCUGACAGGAGAGAUUUCAGCCCUGAUAGAGUGCAGGUUCUCGUACCACAGAGACCCGGUUUGUCGGCUCUCAGGUUGAGACGGAAGGUAACAGAAGAAUGACUUUGAUUUUAAUGGACAGGAGACCUCUCCUUGUCAGCAUGUUAGUGUUAGUGUUUUAGCGCCUAUAAAUGGCUGCUUGCACUGUAUGCUUCCCACGAAGUUGAGGU
This is a messenger RNA of Aplysia californica (California sea hare), 6388 nucleotides long. RefSeq names its product arf-GAP with Rho-GAP domain, ANK repeat and PH domain-containing protein 1. The record is from RefSeq and is a predicted model, not a curated record. NCBI's taxonomy places the organism in Eukaryota, Metazoa, Mollusca, Gastropoda, Aplysiida, Aplysiidae. Gene Ontology annotation, molecular function: protein binding; GTPase activator activity. Gene Ontology annotation, biological process: signal transduction.